This is a messenger RNA of Hansenula ciferrii, 1899 nucleotides long. It is a transcript of the gene NOP2, whose product is annotated as rRNA (cytosine-C5-)-methyltransferase NOP2. Gene Ontology annotation, biological process: rRNA base methylation; maturation of LSU-rRNA. The transcript has a single exon. The coding region runs from base 1 to 1899 and encodes 632 amino acids. The record is from RefSeq and is a predicted model, not a curated record. Lineage: Eukaryota; Fungi; Ascomycota; Saccharomycetes; Phaffomycetales; Wickerhamomycetaceae. Gene Ontology annotation, cellular component: nucleolus. Gene Ontology annotation, molecular function: RNA binding; rRNA (cytosine-C5-)-methyltransferase activity.
AUGGGUAGCAGACGUCAUAAGAACAAACAAGGAGCUCCACCUUCAUACGAAGAGUUUGAAGCUAAAAAGAACAAGAAGGAUCAAAAAAGAAAAAGAUCAGAAUCUGUUUCUGAACCUGUUAAACCAAAUAAAAAGAAACCUUCAUUUGAUAAUGAUAAAAAAUCUAAAAAAUCAAAUGUUCAAGGUAAAAAACAAAGAAAACAAGAUGAUGAAUCUGAAGAUGAAGAUGCUAUUCGUAAAAGACAAUUAGAAGAAGAAAAAAGUUUACCUCAAGUUGAUUUAGAAGAAUUAUCAUCUGCUAAAAAAUCAUUAUUUGAUGAUUCUGAAGAAGAAGAAGAAGAACAAAAUGAUGAAUUUGAUCUUGAAGGUGAAGAAGGUGAAGAAGGUGAUGAAUUUUAUGAUUCUGAUGAAGAAACUCGUGAACGUCCAAUGUUUUCUGAUGAUGAAGAAGAUAUGGAAGCUUUAAGUGCUGCUAAUAUGGAAGCUUUAUCUGCUAAAUUAGAUGAAGAAGCUGCAUUAGAAGAACAAGAAGCUGAAGAAGAAUUAUUACAAACAAAUAUCGUUCAACCAAGAGCUCAAAUUUUACCAACUGAAGAAGAAGAAGCUCAACAAAGUUCAGGUCCAAAAGAUGUUAAUAUUUUACGUACAAGAAUGAUUGAAAUUGUUAAAGUUUUAGAAGAUUUUAAAAAUUCAGCUGAAGAAGGUAAAUCAAGAGUUGAAUAUACAAAUAGAUUAAUUCAAGAUAUUUGUGAUUAUUUUGGUUAUACACCAUUUUUAGCUGAAAAAUUAUUUAAUUUAUUUUCUCCAUCUGAAGCUAUGGAAUUUUUUGAAGCAAAUGAAAUUGCAAGACCAAUUACUAUAAGAACAAAUACUUUGAAAACAAGACGUCGUGAUUUAGCUCAAACUUUAGUUAAUCGUGGUGUUAAUUUACAACCAAUUGGUCCUUGGACUAAAGUUGGUUUACAAAUUUUUGAUUCUCAAGUUCCAAUUGGUGCAACACCAGAAUAUUUAGCUGGUCAUUAUAUUUUACAAGCUGCUUCAUCAUUUUUACCUUGUAUGGCUCUUGCUCCACAAGAAAAUGAAAGAGUUUUAGAUAUGGCUUCAGCUCCAGGUGGUAAAACUACUUAUCUUUCAGCUUUAAUGAAAAAUACUGGUUGUAUUUUCGCAAAUGAUUCAAAUAAGGCAAGAACAAAAUCUUUAAUUGCAAAUAUUCAUCGUCUUGGUUGUACAAAUACAAUUGUUUGUAAUUAUGAUGCACGUGAAUUUCCAAAAGUUAUUGGUGGAUUUGAUCGUAUUUUAUUAGAUGCUCCAUGUUCAGGUACUGGUGUUAUUGCUAAGGAUGAAUCUGUUAAAACUUCAAGAACUGAAAAAGAUUUCAUUCAAAUUCCUCAUUUACAAAAACAAUUAUUAUUAUCUGCAAUUGAUUCUGUUGAUGCUCAUUCACCAACUGGUGGUUAUAUUGUAUAUUCAACUUGUUCAGUUAUGGUUGAAGAAAAUGAAGCUGUUGUUGAUUAUGCCCUUAGAAAACGUCCAAAUGUUAAAUUAGUUGAUACUGGAUUAGAAAUUGGUAAAGAUGGGUUUACAAGUUUUAGAGGUAAACAUUUUAAUUCAAAAUUAAAUUUAACAAAACGUUAUUAUCCUCAUACUUAUAAUGUUGAUGGAUUUUAUGUUGCUAAAUUUAAGAAAAUUGCUUCAUCACCUCAUGAUGUUAGUAAAGCUGGUGCUUAUGAAAAAGAAAGUUUAGCAAGAUCUGAAGCUGAAGAAGAAGGUAUUAUUCAUGGUGAUUUCGCAAGUUUCAAUGAUGAUGAAGAUAAAGAUUUAAUAGAAAAAUCUAAAGCUCGUAAUUUAAAGAAAAAGGGUAUAAAUCCAACUGCAAAGGGUAAAGCUGGCAAGAAAUAA